Messenger RNA from Corticium candelabrum, 1569 nucleotides. RefSeq lists its product as uncharacterized. The record is from RefSeq and is a predicted model, not a curated record. The transcript has a single exon. The coding region runs from base 25 to 1305 and encodes 426 amino acids. NCBI's taxonomy places the organism in Eukaryota, Metazoa, Porifera, Homoscleromorpha, Homosclerophorida, Plakinidae.
AUCACGAAGAGUACAAGCGGGAGAAUGAGCGGCCUAUUCUUUAACAAAGACAGUGCAACCAGUGCAGGAAGACAGCCAUUCAAGGUAAUCAUCCACAAAGGAGAACUCGCACAAGUUGAACAAUGGGUUCGCCAGCAUAAGCAAAUUGAAACCGGAGGAGAUCUAUUCGGGUUCUGGUCAACAGACAACACCGCUGUAGUGCAACUUGUCCUGGGUCCAGGCGAAGGCAGUCGUCGCUCUGUGGUGUCAUUUUACCAAGACACUCAGCAUUUAGCCAAUUGUGGGAAAGUUUUCACCAAUGAGUACGGUUUGUGUCACAUUGGUGAAUGGCAUUCUCACCACAGCCUAGGUUUGGCCCAUCCAAGUAGGGGCGACCAAGAGACAGUGUGGAGUAACAUGCCCAAGUACGGUUUCAAACGCUUUAUCAUUUUCAUUGCAAACAUAGAUAGAGAAAGGUCAAGCAUAUCAAGUACAACUCCAUGUGUCCCAGUUGGUCUUGGCUGCUUUCUUUUUGAAGUGAAAGAUACGGAGACUUGGCAACAUUACCCUUUGAUGCAAGGAUCCUUUGAGAUCGUGCAUUGUCUGUCCCCUUACAGACAGUUACCUCAACUGUCUCAAAUAAUGGCUGAUGGAGCUGAAACAAUCAACGAAAUUAAUCUGGAUAUUACCAUAGAAAGAAAGCGAUCCAGAACAAAAGGGACAAAUGAGGGUAUCGUAUUGAUGUACAGAAUACCGGAAAAUCGAGUCUAUGAAACACAUCCCCUACCUGAGCGGUCACCAUAUCUUCGAGGAGAGCUUAACCGUCCCCACUAUGGUCACGUUCCACCUCUUGAAGAAAAAGGGCUCCAAUCAGCGACCGUUACUAUUGAUUCAUUAGAGCCAGGGCAAAUCAUAAACAUGUGGAAAAGACAACUAACCCCGGACCAACAGGCUUUCUUUCAACAUCUAGGCGAGGAACUAAACGGUCAACUAGCACGUGAAAUUAAUGCAGUCACUAUCCAGUUUGUUGUGAAAGUGCCCAAUUUAUGUGAUGUCGCCUGCAGAUUGGUGUGCCCAGAAGAGCAAAUUGACGUGCUGCGGUUGUACAUAGCAGGAUCCAUGAAGGACUCUUAUGAUUUUAAAAUUGGAAAAGUUUUCCUUGAACCUAAUUCGUGGGUACAGCUUGUCUUACAGACUGUGAAAGAACAAGUCUACAGAGCCGUGACUCAACUACUAAGCAGACCUGGUGAAGCGUCUGCCCAUAACGUCCCCGUGGACAUGGAUUACGUUAGUCAACAAAAUCUUGAUCAAGGACAGCAGACGUAAACAUUGCACAGUCAAUAACCCCAAAUCCCACAGGAGAGAAAUCUACCUCUUAACGUGAUAUUCAAAUCCUUAUCAGUGACUCAGUGAUCAUCAUUUAUUGCUCAGUUAUGACUGCUGUUUGAAUCACCUUUGCAGCUGAUUGAUAUUGUUGUUCUUUAAGUAUAACAUAGUACUGUGGUCCAAUGUUAUGAUGAGACAUUUGAAGAAAUGUAUUAAUUAAAUUGAAAUUUUUGAUAUAAUAGUAAUUAAGACUGAUGAUUGCUU